GGGCAAACUCAAAAAAUGAAUCUUUUUCAGUCAAUAACAAGCGCCUUGGAUAACUCACUGGCUAAAGAUCCUACUGCAGUAAUAUUUGGCGAAGACGUUGCUUUUGGUGGAGUCUUCAGAUGCACUGUUGGCUUGCGAGACAAGUAUGGAAAAGACAGAGUUUUUAAUACUCCAUUGUGUGAACAAGGAAUUGUUGGUUUUGGGAUUGGACUUGCAGUCACUGGUGCUACUGCUAUUGCUGAAAUUCAGUUUGCAGAUUACAUUUUCCCUGCUUUUGAUCAGAUUGUUAAUGAAGCUGCCAAGUACCGCUAUCGCUCUGGGGAUCUUUUCAACUGUGGAAGCCUCACCAUCCGGGCCCCUUGGGGCUGUGUUGGCCAUGGGGCUCUAUAUCAUUCUCAGAGUCCUGAAGCUUUUUUUGCCCAUUGCCCAGGAAUCAAGGUGGUCAUACCCAGAAGCCCUUUCCAGGCCAAGGGACUUCUUUUGUCAUGCAUAGAGGACAAAAAUCCUUGUAUAUUUUUUGAACCUAAAAUACUUUACAGAGCAGCAGUGGAGCAGGUUCCUGUAGAACCAUACAACAUCCCACUGUCGCAGGCUGAAGUCAUACAGGAGGGGAGUGAUGUUACUCUUGUUGCCUGGGGCACUCAGGUUCAUGUGAUCCGGGAGGUGGCUUCCAUGGCACAAGAAAAACUUGGGGUGUCAUGUGAGGUCAUUGACCUGAAGACUAUAAUACCUUGGGAUGUGGAUACAGUUUGCAAGUCUGUGAUCAAAACAGGGCGGCUGCUAAUCAGUCAUGAGGCUCCCUUGACAGGCGGCUUUGCGUCAGAGAUCAGCUCUACAGUUCAGGAAGAAUGUUUCUUGAACCUCGAGGCUCCUAUAUCCAGAGUGUGUGGGUAUGACACACCGUUUCCUCACAUUUUUGAGCCAUUUUACAUCCCAGAUAAAUGGAAGUGCUAUGAUGCCCUUCGGAAAAUGAUCAACUAUUGACCACAUAGAAAAAGGGGAAGAUUAUGACUACACACAGAAAUAUUUUUUUGAAUUUUUAUAUUUUCUCAGACCUAUAUCUUCUUGAAUAUAGUUUUUAUGAAAUGAACAAUCAUGGAUAUUGACUAAAGAGUUAUAAAUUAAUUAUUAUAUUAACAGAAAUGAAUUGAUGAUUUCUAUUUAGAGCAUUUCUGAUUAACAUCUUAAAAUGUUCCACAUGGUAAUAAUAAUAAAUUCAGCUUAAUUCCAUCUGUAAGUAUCAGGUGUGACACAGUAUUCAAUAAAGAAAAGUCAAAUCGUC
This is a messenger RNA of Ictidomys tridecemlineatus (thirteen-lined ground squirrel), 1282 nucleotides long. Lineage: Eukaryota; Metazoa; Chordata; Mammalia; Rodentia; Sciuridae. The record is from RefSeq and is a predicted model, not a curated record.